AUGAAUCUUGGUCUUAUUUUAUUCCGAACUGAAGUGGUCUUACUUUGUCAGAUGAAUCACUUAAAUGUUGAAUCUCUAAUUGGGUUCUGCGAUGAAGAGGGGGAAACAAUCCUUGUUUAUGAAUACUUGUGCAAUAGGUCGCUCUACGAUUGUCUCCAUGGUAAUGGUAUCAAUGCCAAUCCACUCCCUUGGGAGAAGAGGCUAGAAAUUUGCAUUGGUGCAGCUCGCGGAUUACAUUAUCUUCAUACCGGAGCCAAGUAUGCAGACCUCGUAGCGUGUCAACAAACUUCGAUAAAAAAAGAGACACCAGUUGUGGGUGCUUAUGGAUAUCUUGAUCCAGAAUAUCAUCGCACCAAGUACCUGUCGGAAAAAGUAGAUGUCUAUUCAUUUGGCGUUGUCUUACUCGAAGUAAUUUUUGAUCAAACAACAUUCUAUCAGAUGAUUGGUGAGUACGAUCUCUGGGUGGUUGGGCAACUUCGUGCUUCAGGAAUGGACCCUUUAUCAAAACAUUGA
Molecule: messenger RNA, 513 nt
Organism: Hibiscus syriacus
Lineage: Eukaryota; Viridiplantae; Streptophyta; Magnoliopsida; Malvales; Malvaceae
Product: probable receptor-like protein kinase At2g21480
Exons: 2
Coding region: 1-513 (170 amino acids)
Biological process (GO): protein autophosphorylation
Cellular component (GO): plasma membrane; plasmodesma
Molecular function (GO): transmembrane receptor protein tyrosine kinase activity; ATP binding
Source: RefSeq, a predicted model, not a curated record